This is a messenger RNA of Apis cerana (Asiatic honeybee), 1097 nucleotides long. RefSeq lists its product as uncharacterized. The record is from RefSeq and is a predicted model, not a curated record. Lineage: Eukaryota; Metazoa; Arthropoda; Insecta; Hymenoptera; Apidae.
UUUUCAUUGCGUAAAAACGAUAAAAAUUGAUGUUUAAAUAACGAUUUAUAAAUGUAUACUAUUAUUAACUUGUAUAAAUGAGUUAUUAUCAAAUGUGCUAAUAAUUCAAUGCAUAUGUACAUUUCUGAUCAAUAAAUAUAGAACAGUUAAAAGUGAUUUGUAACGACUUUAAUGAAGUGUAAAAUUGACAUGGAGUAUAACAGUGAGGUAGAAUCGUCUUUACAAAGUGAUUCUAUUUUAAGUACUGCAUCGAGUACAAAGUAUCGUGAAGAAACUAUUUCUAUAGAGGAACAAUCAUUAUUAAAUUUUUUGCAAAAAGGAAUAUUGGAAACAAGUGAAGAAAAUAUAGCUUUUGGAAAACAAAUAUUACCAUUAUUGAAUAAAUUAAAUUUGGAACCACAAUCUUUGCCUAAUGACAUCAAGGAAGGAUUGCAAAAAAUAGCUUUAGUAUUAAGAUGUGAAAAAUUGAGUGAUUUUAAUGAUGUUGCAUUGAAUAUAGUAAAUGAAAGAAAGAAAAUAGAAGAAAAGAAAAAACAGCAUGAGGAGAAACAAUUGGCAUUAUUAUAUGAUGACCUUUUUAGAAAAUAUUCCAGUUUUUCAAAAAAACUCAAUUAUUUACAAGAAGCUGUAAUUUCUCUUGAAAGCUUUAUUGAGAAAUCUCAAAAAGAACAAGAAGAUAUUUAUUGUAAUCAUGCUUCAUUAUCUACAAAAUUAAAAGAAUAUCAGCAAACUGUAGAAAAGUUAGAAACUGAUUUAAUAGAUAUGCAAGUGGAAGAUCUUUACCCUACAAAAAUAUUAAAUAAAUAUCAUAGAUAUUUAGAAAUGUCUGGUGAAUUAGCGGAACUCAAUCAUUAUCUUAGUCAGUAUAAAGACUUGCCACCAAAUUUACUACAAGCUAAAGCUUUAGUUGAUGUUAAACGAAAAGAAUAUGAAACCUUGAAGAAUGCAUUAUUAGACAAAACAAAUUAUUUUCUUGAAUGAUUAGAUAAUAAGUAAUAAUAUAAUUAGAUAAUAAGUAAUAUAGAAUUAUCAAUUAUUUUUUGUAAUUUUUUUCACUUUUGUAUAAUAAUAAAAAAAUAUAUGUAUAUUUUUCACAA